This is a messenger RNA of Papilio polytes (common Mormon), 1611 nucleotides long. RefSeq names its product apyrase-like. NCBI's taxonomy places the organism in Eukaryota, Metazoa, Arthropoda, Insecta, Lepidoptera, Papilionidae. Gene Ontology annotation, cellular component: plasma membrane. Gene Ontology annotation, biological process: AMP catabolic process. The coding region runs from base 1 to 1605 and encodes 534 amino acids. The record is from RefSeq and is a predicted model, not a curated record. The transcript is spliced from 11 exons. Gene Ontology annotation, molecular function: 5'-nucleotidase activity.
AUGUAUUUCCUAUGGAAAAUUACCGUAAUGGUAUUAUGUAUAAAAUUUUCAUGUAGUUUUGUUUUGACACAUGAUGGGUUUUAUAAAUUGGAUAUCAUCCAUUUCAACGAUUUUCAUGCAAGGUUUGAAGAAACAUCACCCACUACCCCUAUUUGCCGCUUCAACAACGGCUCCUGCUUGGGAGGUUUCUCCCGCUUGUACACUGUGGUUACUGCCUUGAAAGAAAAGAAGCCACAGUCUAUUUUACUGAAUGCUGGUGACAGCUUCCAAGGCACCUAUUGGUACACACUAUUAAAGUGGCAAGUUACUCAAGAGUUCAUGAAUUUAUUACCUCAUGAUGCACAUGCAUUAGGUAACCAUGAUUUUGAUGAUGGUCCUACGGGUUUAGCUCCGUACAUCUCUGCACUCAACGCACCCGUUGUAGCCGCAAAUAUGGACUCUACCAGAGAACCGGUAUUACGUAAUCUUUACGAACCAUACGUAAUAUUACAAAGAGGAGGAAGAAAGAUUGGUGUUAUUGGUCUGAUUACACCGGAUACUAAGACUUUAUCAUUGACGGGUAAUGUUGAGUUCACUGACCCUUCGGAAGCGACGCGACGGGAAGCUAUUAAAUUGACGAAAAUGGGAGUCGAUAUUAUAGUUGUACUCUCACAUUGCGGAUAUGAUGUUGAUGUAGCACUGGCACGAGAACACGGGCAAUAUAUUGACGUGAUAGUCGGCGGUCACUCUCAUAGAGACGAAUCUUAUUUUAUACCCUACCUCUCGGUAGUCGAAGCAGAUCAGGAUACUAGCAAAAAGGUAGUAGUGGUGCAAGCGUUCGCUUUCACAAAGGCAGUAGGCGACCUCUCAGUUUACUUCGAUGUCAAUGGGGACGUAGCAAAAUGGGAGGGGGAACCAAUUUACUUGAAUAAUUCCAUACCGGAAGAUGAAGAAAUAAAGAAGAAAUUACAGCCAUAUGCUGAGUUAGUGCACACUGCUGAGAGAACACCUAUAGGUAUUAUAAAGUCUACACUCGAUUACCGAGACUGUGCGCGUGGAGAAUGCAUUGUCGGUGAUAUAUUGGUUGACGCAUUGAAUUAUUGGGCAAAGCAAUUUAUAAAGAGUAAACACGGAUAUAUCUCCUUCGUGCAGCGGACUAAUAUUAAUGCAAUCGUGCCUGCAGGAUUAAUAACAAAAGGAGCAUUAAUCGAUCUAUUCCCUUACUACGAUUUCGUGGAAACAUUUGAGAUGAAGGGAAAACAUAUUUUGAAGGCUUUAGAAAGGAGUGUUAGCGAACUAUCUUCUCUUAAACCACUAGAUGCACCUUGGUUACUUCAAAUAUCAGGUCUUCACGUGGUGUACAAUGUUUCAAAGGCUGAGGGAGAGCGGGUGAUAGACGCGUAUGUUGGCAGUUAUGGGGAAGGUCACCGUCUGAACAAGGAUGCAUACUACCAGGUCACUGCCCCAGCUUACUUGGCUGACGGCGGCGAUGGUUAUUUGGUAUUCAAGAAUGAAAAGCGACAUAUGAAAAUAAUUGGCCGCGAUCAAAUACUGCUUGAAAAAUACAUCAAGAAGUUUUCCCCUGUUACUGGGAAAAUUGAUGGUAGAAUAAAUAUUACUUUUUAAAUUUUA